Molecule: messenger RNA, 3127 nt
Organism: Alligator sinensis (Chinese alligator)
Lineage: Eukaryota; Metazoa; Chordata; Crocodylia; Alligatoridae
Gene: HOXB3
Product: homeobox B3
Exons: 3
Coding region: 253-1452 (399 amino acids)
Biological process (GO): regulation of transcription by RNA polymerase II
Cellular component (GO): nucleus
Molecular function (GO): DNA-binding transcription factor activity, RNA polymerase II-specific; RNA polymerase II cis-regulatory region sequence-specific DNA binding
Source: RefSeq, a predicted model, not a curated record
GUCGAAACCUUUUUUUUUUUAACAAACAAACAAACAAACAAACAAACAAACAGAAUCUCCAGUUGGAAGAAGCCACCCAGGAUCAUGAGGACCGUCUACGGGGCGCUGGAGAGAGGAUGUGGGAACCGACAAGGUCAGCUUCCAAUAGACAACUGGAAACGGACUGUCACGUGACCUUGGGGUGCCAAUGUUCUUCCAUAGGGGUGUCAAGACCCUGGUAGUCAGUAAAAAUAUUUUUGGGGAAGCCCAGAGAUGCAGAAAACAACAUACUACGACAGCUCAACGCUCUUUGGGGGCUACACCUACCAGGGGGCCAAUGGGUUUGGUUAUGAUGGUCCUCAACAGCCUUUCCAGCCUUCUUCUCACGUGGAGAAUGACUACCAGAGGUCUGCUUGCUCCCUGCAGUCUCUUGGCAACGCUGCCCCUCAUGCGAAAAGUAAAGACCUGAAUGGAAGCUGCAUGCGGCCAAGUUUGCCCCAGGAACAUCACCAGCCUCCACCUGUCUCACCACCCCCAAACUCUGUCACCAACAGCAACAGUAGCAACAGCAAUAACCAGUCCGGGAGCAGUAAAACUGCCCCCAGCAAAUCAAGUCUCAGUGCAAAUGCAAGUCUCACCAAACAGAUUUUCCCCUGGAUGAAAGAAUCGAGGCAAAACUCCAAACAGAAAAACAGCUCCCCUAGCACAGAAAGCUGCAGCGGCGAGAAAAGCCCUCCGGGAUCUUCCGCUUCCAAGCGAGCCCGCACGGCCUACACCAGCGCCCAGCUGGUGGAGCUGGAGAAGGAAUUCCACUUCAACCGCUACCUGUGCAGGCCCCGCAGGGUGGAGAUGGCCAACUUGCUCAACCUCAGCGAGAGGCAGAUCAAGAUCUGGUUCCAGAACCGGCGGAUGAAAUACAAAAAGGAUCAGAAGUCCAAGGGCAUGGGGUCCUCCUCCGGGGGGCCCUCCCCCACGGGCAGCCCCCCCCAGCCCAUGCAGUCCUCCGCCGGGUUUCUGAAUACCUUACACACCAUGCCUAGUAACUACGACGCCCCAUCUCCGCCUUCCUUCAAUAAGCCCCACCAGAAUGCCUAUGCCAUGUCGACUAACUACCAAAACCCCAUCAAAGGGUGCCCCUCGCAACAGAAGUACGCCAACACGGCGCCCGAGUACGACCCGCACGUGUUACAGGGUAACGGGGGCAGCUAUGGGACCCCCAGCAUGCAGGGCAGCCCCGUGUACGUGGGGGGCAACUAUGUGGAUUCUAUGCCCACCUCCGGCCCCUCCCUGUACGGCCUCAAUCACCUGCCGCACCACCAGUCUGCCAGCAUGGACUACAACGCAGCUCCGCAGAUGCCCCCCAGCCAGCACCACGGACCGUGCGAGACCCACCCCACCUACACAGACCUUUCCACGCACCACUCCUCUUCUCAGGGCAGAAUACAAGAGGCGCCGAAACUCACCCACCUGUGAUGGGGGUGGGAGGGCAGAGCAGACUCGUGGAGCUCUGACCCGGGGGAGGAGGGGGGAGCGAACCCGCUGUGGGAUCUGAUUCAGAAACAUUUGUGUUGAGCCCUUAAAGCGAUCGGUUUGGUGGGGCUUUUGUUCCCGGUUUUCUUAGGCGCCGCGUCUUUGGGCGGGGGUGGGGGGGGUGAUAACUCAGCCCUAUUUAUUUGCAAGCUACCGCCCGCGCUCUCCCCGGCUGUAGAGAUAGAGAUAGAUGCAUAGAUCUCCUGAUGCUUCAACACAAAUGCUUUUGAACCCACGCGGGGCAGUUUCCUCGACAUUUGAGGAGAGAGAGAGAAAUAUAUAUAUACAAAGCACCCCAAAAAACAACAGCAAACACCACCACCAACAGCAGAAAGCGCGGAGAAUUGCAAAUAAUCCUUGGACCUUGAAAAUGACAAGACCCAGUGGGUUCAAGUUGUCGACUCACCAGAUCUGUCCAUCUGGCCCAGCGACAACAGAGAUCCUUUUUCUCUUUUUGUUUCAAAUCUAAACCGAGCCACAGAAAACUACCCCCCUCUCGAUCCCCUCCCCGCAAAAAGUCUUGCUUUCUCCCUUCCAGUUUAACUCCUUAGAUGAAGGGCAUAUUUCUUUUGGGGGUUUCCUUCGCUUUUUGGGUUUUUUUUUUUUUUUUUUGCUGAGUAACCUUCUCCCUCCCACCACCACCACCACCACGAGCUGAAAAAUAUCCACACCUGCCAACCCUGGAGGACCCACUGUCUCUUCUCUUCCUGCUCGCCCACCCCCAGCCCAAGAGGCUGAGUCGAGAAGGGUCUGGGACAUCCAUUCUUCAUGCAAAGCUGCACCAUUUUGUCUCUCUACAGGGAAAGUUGGCAGGUCUGAAUAUAUAUAUUUUUUGCCCCCUCGCCUCUUGAGGCAGUGAAGUCGCCCUUCGAUGGCACCGGGGCUUUGUUUUUGUUUUUAAGGGUUCACGAACAAACCAACAACAAAGCAAUCUUAAGACUUGGAAGUCCUACAUGUUGUUCCUCCUCUUCUCUUGACUUAACGUGAAAACAGGGUAUAUUUGAACAAACGGUAUGUCCUCCAAACGAAGCAGAAGUGAAUGGAUCGCGAGUAUUUGCUAAUGCUUUCUUGUCUGGACAUCUUCGUUGCACUUAGAGUUUACAUUUGAAUGGGUAUAAAACAACUUUGAAGGCCGUCGCGUCCAACUCAGUCGUGACGUCUUUCAAUAGGUGUGUGUUCUGGUGAACAUUCAUAUAUAUUUAUUGGUUAUAGCCAGUUUAAAAUAUUUUCUUUUUUUGUAUUAUUUAUCCCCAACAUUAUGUAUUUAUAUGAGAAGAAAAGAAUCAAAUUGUACUUUUUUAGUAUUUACUUGUUAUAAAGGACAUUGUGUUUCCUUGUCAUUGUACAACAAGCUUAUUUUAGUUAUUGUAAUUUAGAAAGACCAGUAGUUUUAUGUUACCCUCGUACUUAUGAAUAAUGUAAUUAGUUCUACUGGAGGCAUGAGAGCAGAACCAGACUGUAAUUGUAUAGUCCUGAAUUAGAAGAACUCUAGAUGAUUACCCCUCCCAUCCCACUUCUCCUCUUUGGAGAUUUUGCUUUGUUCUUCUAGUAGUUAUUUUAUUUCCUUGCUUAAGGGUUGUCUGUUGAACAAUUCUUGAAUAAACUUUCUGUUAUCAAU